AUGGCAAGCGACUCACCAGUCCAUUUCUUCGACAUCACGUCGACCCUGCCUGGUUCCUCAAAAUCAUGGUCCCCAAACACCAUCAAAACCCGAAUGGUCCUGAACUACAAGGGCAUCCCCUACACCCAAAGCUGGGUCUCCUACCCUGACAUCGCGCCCCUCCUGUCCUCCCUCGCCGUCCCCGCCAACCCAGAAGGAAUGGCCUACACCCUCCCCGCAAUCAACCAUAAGCCGACCGUCACGUCCAACCCGACCGGCACGCUCAUGGACUCCUUCGCCAUCGCCUGCCAUUUGGACCAGCACUAUCCGACCCCGUCGCUCUUCCCCUCCGGCGACGCAAGCUACGCCCUCACCAUCGCAGUCGGCAAGCUCACAACCAGCGCGGUCAACAAGGCCCGCCCGCUCAUCGUCCCCAAUGUCGCCCACUUCCUUGACGACAAGGGGAGAGAGUACUUCAUCAAGACGCGGUCUGCGUUGUUCGGCAAGCCGCUGUCCGAGGUGCGGCCGAAGGAUCCCCAGGCAGUAAAGCAGGUGACGGACGAGAUCAAGAAGGAGAUGGAGGGGCUGGUGCAGAUGCUGCGGGGCAGGCUGGGGAAGACGGGGCCCUUUUUCGAAGGGGAGAAGCCCGGGUAUGCGGAUUUCAUUGUGGUUUCGUUCCUGGCGUGGUUGGAGAGGGCCGAUAAGGAGCUUUGGCUGGCGUUGCUGGAGGUCGGUCAGGGGGAGUUGAAGGCUUUGUGGGAGGCUUGUGUCCCGUGGGUGGAGGGACAGGGUGAGGAGAAGGACUGGCCGGUUGCCAAGUAG
This is a messenger RNA of Aspergillus lentulus, 801 nucleotides long. RefSeq names its product glutathione S-transferase family protein. NCBI's taxonomy places the organism in Eukaryota, Fungi, Ascomycota, Eurotiomycetes, Eurotiales, Aspergillaceae. The record is from RefSeq and is a predicted model, not a curated record.